GAGAGAGAGAGAGAGAGAGAGCGCGCUUCCACUUGCUACUGACUGCUUCCACCACCUCCUCCUCCGAUGGCGACUAAGUCGGACGAGGGCAUGGUCGCCGUCGCGAGGAGAGUCGCUGCGGUCGCCAACCACCUGUCCCCUCCCGAUCCCGCCCCGGAGGGUUCGCCGUCCUCUGUCUCCGGUCGGCCCUGUGGCGGCGCCUCCAUGAACGACGCCUAUCAUCGCAUUCACGGCGAAGUCCCCGGCCAUCCAGUCGCGUGGAGGGCCGCGGACGAUGGGUCGGGCCAGGAGUUCACAGACGUCAUCUACGAGAAAGCUGUCGGCGAAGGCAUCGCCAAGAUUACGAUUAAUAGGCCGGAGAGAAGAAAUGCGUUCAGACCGAAGACGGUCAAGGAGCUGAGCCGCGCAUUUAGCGAUGCGAGAGACGAUGUUUCGAUUGGGGUCAUCAUUCUCACUGGAAAGGGAACCAAGGCAUUCUGCAGCGGUGGUGACCAGUCUUUGAGGACGAAGGAUGGUUAUGCUGAUCCCGACGAUGUCGGCAGGCUAAAUGUCCUGGAUUUGCAGGUCCAAAUUAGGCGUCUCCCCAAGCCAGUAAUAGCAAUGGUUGCUGGCUAUGCUGUUGGAGGAGGACAUGUUCUGCAUAUGGUCUGUGAUCUCACAAUUGCUGCUGAUAAUGCUAUUUUUGGUCAAACCGGUCCUAAGGUUGGAAGCUUUGAUGCUGGUUAUGGAAGUUCGAUCAUGUCUCGAUUGGUUGGCCCUAAAAAGGCACGUGAAAUGUGGUUCUUGGCAAGGUUCUAUACAGCUUCUGAAGCAGAGAAGAUGGGACUCAUUAAUGUUGUUGUGCCGCUAGAGAAUUUGGAGCAGGAAACAAUCAAGUGGUGCAGAGAGAUACUGAGAAAUAGCCCGACGGCAAUCAGGGUGCUCAAAUCAGCCCUUAAUGCAGUCGAUGAUGGCCACGCAGGGCUUCAGGAACUGGGUGGAGAUGCAACACUUCUGUUCUAUGGAACCGAAGAAGGCAACGAGGGAAAAACAGCGUACAUGCAGCAGAGGCGGCCGGAUUUCUCUAAAUUCCCUCGACUGCCAUGAAAACCGUAAUUUCUGUACUUGUUAUUUUUUGGCCGAGUGUGUACGAAUAGGUCCCGAUGUACGACCGUAUUAUCCAAUAUUUGCUUAUGAAUAUCAUUCUUCUCAUGCCGCACACAGGUUCAUUCAGUAGCUGUAA
Rhodamnia argentea is the source of this 1222-nucleotide messenger RNA. Its product is annotated as 1,4-dihydroxy-2-naphthoyl-CoA synthase, peroxisomal. The record is from RefSeq and is a predicted model, not a curated record. Lineage: Eukaryota; Viridiplantae; Streptophyta; Magnoliopsida; Myrtales; Myrtaceae. Gene Ontology annotation, cellular component: cytosol. The transcript is spliced from 9 exons. Bases 67 to 1086 code for a protein of 339 amino acids. Gene Ontology annotation, molecular function: 1,4-dihydroxy-2-naphthoyl-CoA synthase activity. Gene Ontology annotation, biological process: menaquinone biosynthetic process.